GUCAUGAUCACAUGGUGGAUAUUGCAAGGAUCAUUAAAAAGAUAUGUUGUUAUAAGUGAGAAAUAUUUUCAAAUAAUAUUAUGGAUGUAGAAGAUCGAUUCACCGAUUCAGAGAAUGAAGAGUCUAGUAUUGUUGAAGUUCAGAACGUGAAUCCAAAGGGAACUUCUACAAAGAAGAAACAGUUGGUCUCCUAUUGCGAUGAUCCUUACGAAGAUACAUCCAGUGAAAAGGAGGAGACCGAGUCAAUCGAGCCACAAGUAGAAGUGGAUCUCGAAGACAAUGGUGAUAAAUGCACAUUGGACGACGAUUUCUUUCCUGAACCAAAAGGGACCUGCGAUCCUCAACUCCAAGAAAAAAUAACGAAGAUGAUGAUGAAGAUGAAGGACACAGACUGUGAUUGGAACAGCGUGAUACAGAACAAGAAGAGUUUUAGGAAUCCAAGCAUCUACGAGAAGCUGAUCGAGUUCUGUGGCAUCAACGAGUUUGGAACCAACUACCAAACUGAAGUUUACGAUCCGAACAAGUGGGAGAAAGGGUCGUUCUACGACGAGCUUUACGAGGUUCAGAAAGUGGAAAUGGAAAAAAGAUUGGAAAAGAAGAAGGUGAAAGUUAUAGUUGGAGUGGCGAAAAAAGCUGGUGGGUCCUCUCCAGUAGUCUUGGAACAGAAUAUCAAGAAGGCUUCAGGAGCUGGAAUGAAAAAUAUAAAAGUAACAAAGAAGAAAAACAGGAUUACGAAAUGGGAUCCGGCUCCAAACACUCUGGCAAUCUUGCCAACUGUAGUCAAACCGACUUUUAAUAGUUUAGUUCAGAGAAUGGUUUUUAUUAAGAAACCAUGAACAUAAAAUCAUCAUUGUGAAGGUUAUAAUCAUGCAGUUAUACUAUCUUUGGCAUGGAUUAAGAGAUGUGGUUUUAAUAAAUAAAUGUCAAUGUUUAUUUCAUUGGAAUUAA
Nezara viridula (southern green stink bug) is the source of this 948-nucleotide messenger RNA. Lineage: Eukaryota; Metazoa; Arthropoda; Insecta; Hemiptera; Pentatomidae. The record is from the annotation of a GenBank genome assembly.